Messenger RNA from Theobroma umbraticum, 330 nucleotides. NCBI's taxonomy places the organism in Eukaryota, Viridiplantae, Streptophyta, Magnoliopsida, Malvales, Malvaceae. The record is from RefSeq and is a predicted model, not a curated record.
AUGGCUCUUCAAAAAUCUAUAGUUGCUAAUGGACAAUCCAUAAACAGAUCAGCUUUGUUUAAUGGAUCAAACUACCCUUAUUGGAGCACUAGAAUGUCAAUCUAUAUAAGGGCAAUAGAUUAUGAAAUGUGGGAUGUUAUAACUUAUGGACCCUUCAUUCUGUCAACCAUAAAUGUAAUGACAAAUGAAAUGAUCCCUAAGCUGAGGCCUGAAUGGACUAAAGUUGAAACCAAAAAGGUUCAGACAAACUUCAAGGCAAUAAACACUUUGCAUUGUGCCUUAACUCCCACUGAGUUCAACAAAGUAUUAAGUUGUACCACAGCUAAACAA